AUGUGUAAGAUCCCUGUUUCUAAAGCAAGACGAGCAGAACGAAACAAUGAAACUGUAAAAGAUUGCAUUUCAUCUAGUAUGGCUUGGGAUUUCGAUUUCUCAAGAAAUUUGAAGGAAAAUGAGCUAGGUGAUGUUAUUUCCCUACUACAAUUAGUGGGAGAUCCUUCUGUGGUAAUGGGUUCAGCUGAUGAAGAUGACCAGAGGAAAUGGGAGCUAGGUGAUGAUUUCAGUGUUGCAAAUUGCUAUGAUUCACUUGAUGUGGAUGGUUUUUUAUCUUUCCCUCAUAAGCAGCUUUGGAAUCCAAAAAUUCCUUUAAAAGUUUCAUUUUUGGUGUGGACUCUUUGCUUUAAUGGUGCACCAACUAAUGAUUAUUUGGCAAGAACCGAUAGGGCCAAUACAGGUAAUUGCAUUCUUUGUAAUGCAGAGUUGGAGACUAAUGAGCAUCUGUUCCUCCAUUGUAAAGAAACUUCAAAGCUUUGGAGUUACUUUUUCGACAGCUUUGGACAGUAA
Messenger RNA from Papaver somniferum (opium poppy), 510 nucleotides. RefSeq lists its product as uncharacterized. The transcript has a single exon. Bases 1 to 510 code for a protein of 169 amino acids. Lineage: Eukaryota; Viridiplantae; Streptophyta; Magnoliopsida; Ranunculales; Papaveraceae. The record is from RefSeq and is a predicted model, not a curated record.